This is a messenger RNA of Gossypium arboreum, 1304 nucleotides long. RefSeq names its product peroxidase N1-like. Lineage: Eukaryota; Viridiplantae; Streptophyta; Magnoliopsida; Malvales; Malvaceae. The record is from RefSeq and is a predicted model, not a curated record. Gene Ontology annotation, cellular component: plant-type cell wall; plasmodesma. The transcript is spliced from 3 exons. Gene Ontology annotation, molecular function: heme binding; peroxidase activity. Gene Ontology annotation, biological process: hydrogen peroxide catabolic process; response to oxidative stress. The coding region runs from base 107 to 1090 and encodes 327 amino acids.
UCCCAUCCCACAAACUCACAAUCAAUUACAUCCACUGGACACACACACCAUAUCUUUCUCUUAGCUCUUUAUCCUUAAUUAUAAUCCCAGUCUACUAACUACGAUAAUGAAGGGUGCUCACACCAACCCACGUUUCUUCCUUGCAAUGACUGUCAUGCUUGCCAUGGCUGCUGCAUUGGUGCAAGCUCAGGGAACUCGAGUUGGGUUCUAUGCAAGAACAUGCCCUCGAGCUGAAUCCAUUGUUAGGUCAACAGUUCAGUCCCAUUUCCGUUCUAAUCCUAACAUUGCACCUGGCUUGCUGAGGAUGCACUUCCAUGACUGCUUUGUUCAGGGAUGUGACGCCUCCAUCCUCAUUGAUGGCCCUAAUACGGAGAAAACUGCCCCUCCAAACAGAUUGUUGAGAGGGUAUGAAGUUAUUGACGAUGCCAAAACUCAGCUCGAAGCUACAUGUCCUGGUGUCGUCUCAUGCGCUGAUAUUCUAACCCUUGCAGCUCGUGACUCCGUCUUUCUGACGAGAGGAAUAAACUGGGCGGUUCCUACUGGACGCAGAGAUGGGAGGGUUUCAUUGGCAUCGGAUACCACCAUUUUGCCUGGAUUUAGAGAGUCCAUUGAUUCUCAAAAGCAAAAGUUCGCCGCCUUUGGUCUUAACACUCAAGACCUUGUUGCUCUCGUUGGAGGACACACCAUAGGGACUUCAGCUUGCCAGCUUUUUAGCUACAGAUUAUACAACUUCACCAACGGUGGUCCAGACCCCACAAUCAACUCAGCAUUCGUGCCUCAACUGCAAGCACUUUGCCCACAAAACGGUGACGGCUCAAGGCGCAUUGAUUUGGACACUGGUAGUGGAAACAGGUUCGACACCUCCUUCUUCGCCAACUUGAGGAAUGGUCGGGGAAUACUAGAGUCCGAUCAAAAAUUGUGGACUGAUCCCUCCACCAGGACUUUUGUGCAGCGCUUCUUGGGUGAGAGAGGCUCGCGGCCUUUGAACUUUAACGUGGAAUUUGCAAGGUCCAUGGUGAAGAUGAGCAACAUUGGUGUGAAGACGGGCACUAACGGCGAAAUUCGAAGAAUUUGCUCUGCCAUUAACUAAUUUAACUGCAGUUUUAUGCAGUAAAUCGUGGGGGUGAUGGUUAUUUUCUCAAUUAGCGUAAGCUGAUGAAAAAAUCUAAAAAAUAUUUUAAGCAAUUUAAAAAAAAAAUAGUACACAUGAUUUUUUCCCUAUGUAUUUAUGCAAUGUUAGUAUUCUUGUUAAUUGUAUCAUUAUAUUUUUCAAUGGAUUUAAUAUUUGAAUUUUUGUAAUAUCU